AUGAUCUCCGAAUUUAGAAAAAUGAAAUUUUUGUAUCUUUUUCAUUCAUUUUUUGAUACGAAUUCAAGUGGUAAUAUAGACAAGGCGGAUUUUAAGCUAGCUGUCGAUAACAUAGCGAAACUAAGAGGCUGGGGUCUAAAUGAUGCUAAAUACAAAGAAACGGAAACCGCCUUGAUGAAUAUUUGGGAUGCUUUAGCGAAGACAGCGGAUUCCAACAAUGAUGGUCAAAUCUCAAUCGAAGAAUGGCUAACGAUGUGGGAAGAGUUCGCCAAAAAUCCAUCAAAACCUCUCGAAUGGCAGAGCCUGUAUUGCAGAUUUAUAUUUGAGUUAGAAGACGCUGGUGGUGAUGGAGCAAUAGACAGUGAAGAAUUUGCAGCAGUUCACGAAUCGUUUGGCCUCCUUAAAGAAGACAGCAUAGCGGCUUUCGAAUUUAUGUCCAGAGGGAAACCUACUAUAUCCUGGAAAGAGUUCCAGGAGUUGUGGAAGGAAUAUUUUACUUCGGAAAAUCCAUGUGAUCCAGGAAAUUACAUUUUCGGUUCGGCUACUUAUUAA
This is a messenger RNA of Vanessa atalanta (red admiral), 552 nucleotides long. Its product is annotated as calexcitin-2-like. Lineage: Eukaryota; Metazoa; Arthropoda; Insecta; Lepidoptera; Nymphalidae. Bases 1 to 552 code for a protein of 183 amino acids. The transcript has a single exon. The record is from RefSeq and is a predicted model, not a curated record. Gene Ontology annotation, molecular function: calcium ion binding.